CAUCCUACCGGUGCCUGUUCCCGUCGCUAGCCUAGCUCCAUGAUUAGCUCUCGAACUAGUGACUGAAACCUCCACAUUCUCCGCAAAAUGUCUCACGCAGUGCCCACAGAAAAGCCCUCAAACCCCGCCAACCCCCGAGUCUUCUUGGACGUAGACAUCGGAGGCGAAAAAGUGGGAAGGAUAGUCCUGGAGCUGUUUGCCGAUGUGACUCCUCGGACAGCAGAGAACUUCAGGGCUCUGUGCACUGGAGAGAAAGGCACAGGCAAAUCCACAGGGAAACCUCUGCACUUCAAAGGAUGCCCCUUCCACAGAAUUAUUAAACAGUUUAUGAUCCAGGGAGGUGACUUCUCCAACCACAAUGGAACUGGAGGAGAGAGCAUUUACGGAGACAAGUUUGAAGAUGAAAACUUUCACUACAAGCAUGACAAAGUCGGGCUGCUGAGCAUGGCUAACGCAGGUCCCAACACAAAUGGCUCCCAGUUCUUCAUCACCACGGUGCCCACGCCUCACCUGGAUGGUAAACACGUGGUCUUCGGACAGGUGCUCAAAGGGAUGGGAGUGGUCAAGAUCCUAGAGGCUGUCGAAACAAAAGAGGACGCACCAGUACAGCCCUGCAUCAUCUCAGACUGUGGGGAGCACAAGGACGGGGACAGCUGGGGCGUGGAGCCAGAUGACGGCACAGGGGACACGUACCCAGAGUUCCCAGAGGACGCAGAUAUCGACUUUAAAGAUGUUGAUAAAGUUCAGCAUGUGGCUGAGGAUCUGAAAAACAUCGGAAACACUCUUUUUAAAAAUCAGGACUGGAAAAGUGCUAUCAAGAAAUACAGCAAAGCACUCAGAUACCUGGAGUUUGGAGGAGACGAGUUUGAUGAGGAGAUCCAGAAGAAGCUAGAACCCGUGGCCCUGAGCUGUUUUCUCAACACAGCGGCCUGUAAACUCAAACUGCAGCUGUGGCAGGAGGCCCUGGACAGCUGCACCGAGGCUCUGGAGUUGGACAAGAAGAAUACAAAAGCACUUUUCAGGAGAGCACAGGCGCAUGCAGGGCUAAAGGACUUCAGUAAAGCUAUGGAGGACCUGAAGAAGGCUCAGGAAAUCACACCAGAUGACAAAGCAAUCAUAGGCGAAAUGAAGAAAGUCCACCUCAAGAUCCAGGAGGAGAAGGAGAAAGAGAAAAAGAUGUUUGCCAAAAUGUUUGCGUGAUUUAAAUGGGUUUGGAAUCUGUGAGAAGUCACUGUAUGCACUGAAGUAUACUGUAAGAACUGUUCACCAAAUGUCAUCAUGUUUUGAUACAGUUUCUCUAAAAAUCAUUUUAUUUGUCUUUACACAGUUCAUUCAUUCACACGUACAAUGCAGUUUCCUUCACUGAUAAUGAGAUAUUUAAUCUAGCGUAGUUCCAGGAUAAAACAAGAUUUGGACCUCUGACUACUUAAAACUCAAGUUUAAAGAUGCACUGUAACUUCUUAGAUGAGUGUGCGCUGCUUCAUAUCCAUGGAGACGUUAUUGCUUAGUCUUAGAGAUAUGUUAAUGCCAUACUGUCGAAUAUACAACAUUUUAUUAUUACAGGUGUUUUUAUUGCUCAAAAAGAUUAAAAACAUACAUUCUUACUGUGAGCAGGGUUGCCUCUCCACAGAUCUGACCUGUAACCUGGCCUAAUGGCACCACUUGCAUGCCUCCAGGGAGAUGGAUACGUUUAAUGCCAUACUGUGGAACAUUCCAAGCAGAGCAAUAACAUCUCCAUGAAGAGACACGGGCGACUUGCAGUGCAUCUUUACUGAGAGAAUUGGAACUUUAGAUCUUUUUUCGUAGUAAUGCUUUACCCCAUUUUAUCUGAUACUCUAAGCUGGUAAGUCUAAAUGCAAAUUGCUCUAUAUUGUGCGUCGUUUCUCCUUCAAAGACUGGUUAGAUGUAGAACCGCAUAAAAUAUAUUAUUGGGAACACACUAAAUUAAACUAAGAAAUAAAAUGUAUUGUACAGUAACACUGACAACAUUGUUAAACCACGUCUGCAAUAAAUGUGAUAUGAAAUGGA
Boleophthalmus pectinirostris (great blue-spotted mudskipper) is the source of this 2028-nucleotide messenger RNA. RefSeq names its product peptidylprolyl isomerase D (gene ppid). The coding region runs from base 88 to 1200 and encodes 370 amino acids. The record is from RefSeq and is a predicted model, not a curated record. Gene Ontology annotation, molecular function: protein binding; peptidyl-prolyl cis-trans isomerase activity. NCBI's taxonomy places the organism in Eukaryota, Metazoa, Chordata, Actinopteri, Gobiiformes, Gobiidae. The transcript has 10 exons. Gene Ontology annotation, biological process: protein folding; protein peptidyl-prolyl isomerization.